AUGACUCUGUCCGAUAUGGAAAUGGAUCGAGACUGGAAGCCCACGGGCAAGGUCCGGCCACAAUCAACCAUGGCGCAAGCCUUCUCUUCGGCGCUGGACAGCGCAUUCAUGCUGGACAGUGAUGUGAAUCAUCUGUCACUGACCAUCGAUCAGAAGAAGCAGCAAAUGGCCAUUCAGACUCGAGAGCUUGAGAAUCUGCAAGCGCGGAUUCGUGAGGCCGAGGAACGCCUCAAGGCCCAGUCUCACCACUCCGUAUCGGCCUCUUCAGCAGGCCCAACUCCCGGGGAGCACGACCGGCCAAGCGCCCUCUCGAUCCGGACCGGGUUCUUCGAUCACCACUGGGACAGCGGCUGA
Messenger RNA from Penicillium diatomitis, 354 nucleotides. RefSeq lists its product as uncharacterized. NCBI's taxonomy places the organism in Eukaryota, Fungi, Ascomycota, Eurotiomycetes, Eurotiales, Aspergillaceae. The transcript has 4 exons. The coding region runs from base 1 to 354 and encodes 117 amino acids. The record is from RefSeq and is a predicted model, not a curated record.